GGUCUUCCCCUGCGGGCUGGGCAGAGGCACCAGGAUCAGACAGACACAUUCCCUGUGGACGGCGCUCCCAUCGGAUGACUGGAGGGACUGGACACCAGACGCAGGCAGUACUUCAGGGUGACCAUAAGUCUCCCAAACAUCCACAACGGCUCGCUCUCUCAGCUAAGGUGACAGCGCUGCCAUUUUGGAUCCUGUUCAGCCGCGCGAAGCCGGCGUUCGCACAGAUUUUCGUACGUCAUAUUAAAGCGCACCGGGCGCGCAGACUUCUGGGAGAUGAAGUCCUUGCGAAGGCAGCGCAUUGAUUGGGAGCGCGGGCGCCAGGACCUUUUGCGCAGGCGCGUUGCUUACCCGACCUGAAGAGGCGCCGUCUUCCCGGGUCCCGAGCACUCUGUGCCGGAGGACUCUGCUCUUGUCUACAGGGAGAGCACACAGGAAAGAAUGGCUGCUGUGUCUCCGACCACCAGAUGCCAGGAAUCAGUGACAUUCGAAGACGUGGCUGUGGUUUUCACAGAUGAAGAGUGGAGUCAUCUGGUCCCCAUACAGAGGGACCUCUACAAGGAGGUGAUGCUGGAGAACUAUAACAGCAUUGUGUCAUUGGGCCUUCCAGUUCCUCAACCUGAUGUGAUUUUCCAGUUGAAGAGAGGGGACAAGCCAUGGGUAGUAGAUCUGCAUGGGUCUGAGGAGAGAGAACGGCCAGAGAGUGUCUCUCUAGAAACUAAGCCUGAGAUUCAUGAUGCUUCAGACGAAAAAUCAGAAGGAUCAUUGAGGGAAUGCCUUGGAAGGCAAAGUCCUCUGUGUCCUAAAUUUGAAGUUUAUGCACCCGAUGGCAGGAUGGGAACAGAAAAGCAAAGCCCUUCAGGGGAGACUCAUAAGAAAUCUCUCUCCCGGGAGAAAGGCGUGCGGCGAGGGUCAGCCCUGCCCAGGGAAGUUCUCACUAAAGAGAGACACCAGGAAUGCAGUGACUGUGGGAAGACCUUUUUUGACCACUCAUCCCUCACCCGCCAUCAGAGGACUCACACUGGGGAGAAGCCCUACGGCUGCCGUGAGUGUGGGAAAGCCUUCAGCCACAGGAGCAGCCUCAGCAGACACCUGAUGUCGCACACCGGGGAGAGCCCGUACGAGUGCAGUGUGUGCGCAAAAGCCUUCUUCGACCGCUCGUCCCUCACUGUCCACCAGCGAAUCCACACCGGAGAGAAGCCCUUUCAGUGCAGUGAGUGUGGGAAAGCCUUUUUUGACCGUUCGUCCCUUACUCGACACCAGAGAAUUCACACUGGAGAGAGUCCCUAUGAAUGUCAUGAGUGUGGGAAAGCCUUCAGCCAGAAAAGCAUUCUCACUCGCCACCAGCUACUCCACACUGGCAGGAAGCCGUACGAGUGUAACGAGUGCGGGAAAGCUUUCUAUGGGGUCUCGUCACUGAACAGACAUCAGAAGGCUCACGCCGGGGACCCUCGCUAUCAGUGUAACGAGUGUGGCAAAGCUUUCUUUGACCGCUCGUCCCUUACGCAGCAUCAGAAGAUCCACACUGGAGAUAAGCCAUAUGAAUGCAGCGAGUGCGGGAAAGCCUUCAGCCAGCGGUGCCGGCUCACGCGGCAUCAGCGCGUCCACACGGGAGAGAAGCCCUUUGAGUGCAGUGUGUGUGGGAAAGUUUUCAGUUCAAAAUCUUCCGUUAUUCAGCAUCAGCGGCGUUAUGCCAAGCAGGGAAUAGACUGAGGAGUUGGGUGAAAGCUUGGGCGGGACAAGAACUUCCAUACAAAUUCGAGAUAGGUCUCCCCUGUCUUAAACAAAGCUGCCAUUUGCUCAUUCUACCCACCCUGGCUGCCACUGUCCUGGCCUGCUUGUGCACCAGAGUGUUCAAUAGGCACUCCCUUCCUGCUGUGUUACAGAACUGCAGGCAGGCCACGGAGAUGACUCCCUUCCUGCCGUGUUACAGAACUGCAGGCAGGCCACGGAGAUGACUCCCUUCCUGCCGUGUCACAGAACUGCAGGGAGGCCACGGAGAUGAAUCCCUUCCUGCCAUGUCACAGAACUGCAGGCAGGCCACGGAGAUGACUCCCUUCCUGCUGUGUUAUAGAACCGCAGGCAGGCCAUGGAAAUGACUCUUAACGAUACAAAAGUUUGAUGAGGUUUGUCAGACAACAGGAUAGAUGUUAGGAGGAGACACACCUCUUGUCUGAGAACCUAGGCCCCAGGUAUCACUGCACUUUAAGUAACUGGCGGCUGCAGCAGGAGGGAAAGGCAGAAUGAUAUCAGAGCAGUACUAUUUUUUUUCAGAACAGUUGUUUUGAUGGCUGUUUUAGUCCCCCUGUCUUGGAGCUUUUUGGGGCCCUAAUCUUGUUCUCUUGUGUCCCAGCUUUUAGAUCUCUUCCUUCUACUGCUAGUAGCUGGCACUUCCUGAGCGCUUACGAUGAGGUAAAGACUCAGCUAAGGGUUUUACAGGAAGUAGAUUAACUGAUCCUGUCGCCAACCCUAUGAAGUAGGCACUGUUACCAUCUGCAUCUCUAGAUGAGCACCCUGAGGUUUAUAGAGAUUAAAUCACUUGCCCAAGGUGACCCAGCUGGUAAAAGGUGAUGCCAGGUCUUGAAGACAGGUCCACCUUCAAAGUCUAUUUUCUUUACCAUUAUGCUCGAUGGUUUGUUUUAUAAUUUAUGUAUAUGUAUUAUCCUCUCAACUAGAUUGUAAGCACUUGGAGGUGUGACUUACAGGUCUUUGUAUCUCACACAGUGCCUUGCUAAUGGGUGCUCAAUAAAUAUUUAUAUGAAUGAAUGACUUUUCUACUUACCAGAUUCUCUCCAUUCAAAACACCUUUUGGAUUUGCAUUCUUUGUCUGAAUUCACAGCCCAGCCUACACUUUUAUCAUUCCCAGCUCCCACUCCUGGCAGCAGUAGCUUCCUAAUUCCAAUUCUUCCCACUUGAUUGUUGAAGAGGGAUGUGCUAAGAUGUGGUACAGUAAUAGCCCACAGAGAGCUAUGUCUCCCUUAAAACCUGACGGGAACCACUCUGUCUUAUUCUGUCCUCAUUAUUUGGAACAUCUGGCUUCCAAAGUCACCACAAGGGAGGAAGAGAAAGCUAGAGGAAUUUGUCGGAUUUCUUUUUAGACCCAGGCUUACAUCACGUCUGUCCACAUCUAAGAAGCCAGAACCCAGCACUUGGAGGCCAGGAAAGUAAACAAGCACCUCGAAAGCUGGUUAACACCGAGAGCCUCUGUCACCAUUACAGUUUGCAUAUUACUGUUAACCCAGUCUUUGCGAGUGACCCCUUCCUGCCCAUCGUUGCCUUCCUCAAGACCUAAAAUAGCUCCCUAUUCAGUGAAAAAUCUCAAUAUUUAAGAUCUGCCUUAACAUGAUCCCCAUUGCUGAACUUUACCUCCUGACUCCAAAAACUCUUCUAUUCCCUGGGCCCAGUCCUAUAUUUUCAUUUUUAUUAAAGGAUACGCACUAGAUGACUUUGACUCUAGGCAUCUGCAUUCUCUUGCUCUUCGCUUAGGGUGAAGCUCAGAAAAGGACCUGGUUCUGAAAGGCUGUCUGGAAUUAGACUGCCCUACGUGAUUCCCCGUGGAUUGAGAUGAAUUUCCUCUGGAAGUCCAAGUCAGAUUCGAGAAGCUGAAUUACCAAACAGACCCUCCUCAACCUACUAACAACCCUAUUCCUCUGUUCACCCUAGAGCAGACAAACAGCAGGGAAGACUUGAUCUGUGGACUUUUGAAAGCAACUUGAGGAAAAACACGUAACAGAAUCUGUGGGUAUGGACAAUAUGUGAUACUGCUAAAUAAUGUCAAGUAGGAAAUAAAAAAGACUGUGGACAGAC
Chlorocebus sabaeus (green monkey) is the source of this 3804-nucleotide messenger RNA. It is a transcript of the gene ZNF2, whose product is annotated as zinc finger protein 2. Gene Ontology annotation, biological process: regulation of cytokine production; negative regulation of transcription by RNA polymerase II; regulation of immune system process. Gene Ontology annotation, cellular component: nucleoplasm. Gene Ontology annotation, molecular function: RNA polymerase II cis-regulatory region sequence-specific DNA binding; DNA-binding transcription repressor activity, RNA polymerase II-specific. Lineage: Eukaryota; Metazoa; Chordata; Mammalia; Primates; Cercopithecidae. The record is from RefSeq and is a predicted model, not a curated record.